Glycine soja is the source of this 900-nucleotide messenger RNA. RefSeq lists its product as uncharacterized. Bases 1 to 900 code for a protein of 299 amino acids. The transcript is spliced from 4 exons. The record is from RefSeq and is a predicted model, not a curated record. NCBI's taxonomy places the organism in Eukaryota, Viridiplantae, Streptophyta, Magnoliopsida, Fabales, Fabaceae.
AUGCAGUGGUUGCGAGACGUAUACCAGCGCAGAUGUCAGACCCAGCACUGGACAGCGGUCGCUCGUGCUUAUCUUCUACAUCUUUUGGGUUGCACUCUUUUUGCUAAUAAGAGUGCAACCCAUGUUCAUGUCUCACACUUACAGGCGUUUCGUGACCUCACUCUUGCUGGGCGGUAUGCAUGGGGAGCUACUGGCCUCGUCCAUAUGUACGAUAAGCUUAAUGAUGCCAGUCUCAGCACCAGCCGACAGCUUGCUGUUGCGGACUACAAUGCUGAUUCGGACUACGACGAGGUGUCACCACAUGCAUGUCGGUGGAUUGCGACGAAGAAGACUGUGAAGAAGGACUUUCAUAUGAUUUCGUGCUUCUCGGGACAGCUCCGCUGGGGGCCUAUUGUUGUCAGAUACAGAUCGGAGAGGGUUAUGCGCCAGUUUGGCUACGUCCAGUGCAUUCAUGCACACCCUGUCCAUUCAUGGGUGUCAUAUGAUGACGUGGACGAUACUUGGACGCACUACUCAGACCAUCUGGCGGUAACAGGUGAUCUAUGUGUUGUGCCAGGUCAGUGUGCGCCUGACUACAUAGACUGGUUUUUUGUCAUAUCGCAUCCAUUCAUGACUGCGCCACAGACGGAUCCUCCUCGAGAUGCAUAUGCGACGCAACCCAGUCAUAUCCCUCAUGAGGCAGCACUGACAUCAACACAUAUGGAUCCUGAUGCGGACGAGCCCAGACAUGUAGUGGCUUGUCAUGCGAUCGCGGAGGCGUUGGAGCAGCAUCUAAAUGCGCCUGACACAUCCACACAUGAAGAGGUCAUCCAAAAAUGUCUCAGGAUUGCCAGGGGUGUCACAGAAGACCGCAAUGUGUAUGUGAGAUCUCGACAUAGGCGGCGCACGGAUCAACAAUAG